Messenger RNA from Protopterus annectens (West African lungfish), 4417 nucleotides. RefSeq names its product cadherin 18 (gene CDH18). Gene Ontology annotation, molecular function: cadherin binding; calcium ion binding. Lineage: Eukaryota; Metazoa; Chordata; Ceratodontiformes; Protopteridae. Gene Ontology annotation, cellular component: catenin complex; adherens junction; plasma membrane. The transcript has 13 exons. The coding region runs from base 1787 to 4162 and encodes 791 amino acids. The record is from RefSeq and is a predicted model, not a curated record. Gene Ontology annotation, biological process: calcium-dependent cell-cell adhesion; multicellular organism development; cell-cell junction assembly.
AGCAGCAGUAAAUGGCACGAGGCUGAGGGCUCCGCCCCCACGUUUCCUUCGGUCUACGCAGCCCACCCCCGGUGCUGCUGCUGCUGAUGCUAAGCCUCUCCUCAGCAUUCUGCCUGUGCAACGCUCUCUUCGCCACAGACAAGGUAAGUCAAAGGAGGGGAGGCAGCUACAGGGGUUUCCCUAUGCCAGACUACACAUGCUUAUGCCAACUGAGGGCGUCGUACGGCAAACCAACGAAAUAAAGCAAUGUUUCUUGGAAUGCAGAGGGGGUGCUGAGGUGGGUGACCUGCUGCGACAAGUGAUGGUCCCAUUCCCCAGCUAUGAGAAGUUUUUAGCCGGAUACAAAUGUAAUCUCUACACUGCAGGAAAUUAAUAAAACAUAUUCACAUUUCCUAAUAUUUUGUUGAGAAAGGAAGAAUAUUUUGUUUGCAAUAUUUCUUUUUUAACAAUAUUACAGACAGAAGAACGGAGGACGUGAUAAUUUUGCAAAGUUUCAGCAACAUCAUAUGGGUCUUUCCCCUGUUGUUAUUCCUUGUUACCUUAAUAUGACUGCAACUUUAAAGAUUUGACAUCUUCCACAUGCAUAAUGCUUGGCUGUCAAGCCUGUGUAAGUUUAAGGUCUCUUGUCCUGCAGGGAAAUUGCAGUCAGUUGCAUUUAUCUGGGCACCUACAAAUAAUACAAGUCGGGUUUAUUAAGGAUCUAUUACACCAGUUCCAGAGUUAAUGAUGCUGCACAGUUCCUUCAUCAAUAUUGUGUGUUAGCCGGGAGGCAAGAUCCACUAUCUACACGGGUUCGCUUCUGUCUCUGUUUCUUUUCAUGGCAAUGGAUUUUUACACCUGAGAAUGAAACCUUGGGAUGCCUAUUGCGUUUUAAGCACCCUGUUGAGGAAAUGUGUGCUGCAUACUGCUUCCACUUGGAUUUCGUGGCUGUGUUCUUUAUAUUCUGUUAAAUAUGGAAAAUCUUAAUUUGCUCUGAUGAUGGCACUACUCUACGAGCUGAAAUUUCUUCUGUUGUGUCGCCAGCAAAGCCAUGAAACCUUUCAGUACAGGGAUCAUUAAUCCUUUCUCGGAUAUUCAUUUCUUUCUCCUUACGGAGAUAAACUCCUAGCUGGAUUGAGACUGUAUUCUUCAAAGUGUGUCCUUAGUUAGUGUACUGUAGUAGUGCUCUGAUGCCUACCUAACACGUUUUACUUAAACUAGGGAGCAUCCAGCUUAUUUGCCCCCUUUUUCCAAUUUAAGGCUGAAAUGCCAGCCUUCUCAAAGUGGAAAGGUUGACACAGUUCUGCAAAUCUCAGAAUCGGGCAUCCAUUUUUUUUCACACUUGCCUGCAGCCAGGACGGUAUCAGUCCAGCUAUACUGCUUGUGAGAAGAGCUUGGAAGAUAGUAGCGUCUGUACUACGCAGACAGGUUUUCUACAUCCUACUUAAUGGACGAAGUAAGCAUAACAUCUGAAUGCUGUUGAGAAGGCUGAAUGAAAUACUCUGAGAGGCGUCACUUUGAACUGAUAUGUGUUCUCUGCUGGCAGGAAAUAUCUGAGGUGUAAAAUGGUUGACAGCAGCUGCUUAUUCUGAAGACUUCAAAACAAGUACUUCAAGACAGACGACUUGCGUUUCAUGAUGUAAAAAAAUUGUGACAUAUUUCCAAAGGCCACAGUAAAUCAUGGACAUUGAAAGAACAACUUGGACUGCCUCUCCAGACAUAGUUCUGCAUUGUAACUGAUCCACAUAAAAGGAUUUACAAGUCACCCAGGAAGAAAAUCCAUUUAGAAGGGGGAAGUUGACUUACAAUGAGAAUUACGAGCACAUCUUGUAUCUGCCCAGUCCUAGUAUGUCUCUGUUUUGUUCAGAGAUGUUAUGGAAGUAUUGUUCAUCAUGGCCCUGUUAAAGUGACAAGGAACCAAACCAAACAUAUCGAAAAGGAAACAGAAGUGCACCACCGUCCCAAACGUGGAUGGGUCUUUAACCAGUUCUUUGUUUUAGAAGAACAUAUAGGAUCAGAUCCACAGUAUGUUGGGAAGCUUCACUCUAAUGCUGAUAAAGGUGAUGGAUCAGUGAGAUAUAUUAUAACUGGAGAAGGAGCAGGUUCCAUAUUCAUCAUUGAUGAGACAACGGGGGAUAUACAUGCAACAGAAAGCCUAGACCGAGAACAGAAAUCACAUUAUGUACUUCAUGCUCAGGCCAUUGACCUACGGACGAAUAAGCCUCUUGAACCAGAAUCUGAAUUUAUUAUUAAAGUACAAGAUAUUAAUGACAAUGUCCCAAAGUUCACUGGUGGACCAUAUGUGGUGACAGUGCCAGAAAUGUCAGCAGUUGGUACUUCCGUUUUACAAGUGACAGCUACGGAUGCUGAUGACCCUACGUAUGGAAAUAGUGCAAGAGUAGUUUAUAGCAUUCUUCAGGGACAGCCAUAUUUCUCUGUAGAUCCCAAAACAGGUGUCAUCAGGACCGCCUUACCAAACAUGGACCGAGAAGCACGGGAACAUUAUUCUGUUGUCAUUCAAGCCAAAGACAUGGCAGGCCAAGUUGGAGGCCUGUCAGGUUCAACAACCGUUAACAUUACACUUACAGAUGUCAAUGAUAACCCACCAAAAUUUCUUCAGAAACAUUAUCAACUUUAUGUGCCAGAAUCAGCCCAUGUCGGUACCGCAGUUGGAAAAAUCAAGGCGAGUGAUGCAGAUGUCGGUUCAAAUGCUGAUAUGAGGUACGCAAUCAUAAAUGGUGAUGGUGCUAGCACAUUUUCCAUAUCAACCGAGACAGAAACAGGAGAAGGAAUCAUCUCACUAAAGAAGCCUCUCAACUAUGAAAAGAAGAAAACCUAUACAUUGAAUAUUGAAGGAGCAAAUACAAAUGUGGAUUCUCGCUUCAUUAACUUUGGACCCUUUAAAGAUAUGACAACACUUAAAAUUACUGUAGGAGAUGUGGAUGAACCUCCCCUUUUUACAGAACCUGCUUAUGUUAUGGAAGUUUAUGAAAAUGCUGACAUUGGGACUGUAGUUGGCGAAGUGACAGCAAGAGACCCUGACAGUGCAAACAGCUUAGUAAGAUAUUUCAUUGACCACAAUGCACAUGAUGAGAGGUAUUUCCACAUAGAUGCAAACAGUGGGGCCAUUAAGACUGCAAAGUUUCUCAACAGAGAAGAAAUACCAUGGCACAACAUAACAGUUUCAGCCUCUGAAAUAGAUAAUCCAAGUCUGUUGAGCCAUGUUCCAGUUGGUAUUCAGGUUCUGGAUGUUAAUGACAAUUCUCCAGAGCUGUCUAGUGAUUACGACAUAAUUGUUUGUGAGAAUGCCAAACCUGGUCAGGUAAUUCAGACUCUACGAGCUGAUGACAAAGAUGAUACUGCAAAUGGGCCAAGUUUUAUCUUUACUGUGGAUGAAGGACCUACUACUAAUCCUAACUUCACAGUUCGGAAUAACAAUGACAACACAGCCAGCAUUGUUACAAAAAGGAAAAGGUUUAGCCGGAAAACCCAAGAGGUGUAUUAUCUUCCAAUUAUUAUCUCUGAUGGGGGGACUCCAACCCUCAGCAGCAGCAGUACCCUCACUAUAAGAGUGUGUGCAUGUGAACGAGAUGGAAGUGUCCGGACAUGCCAUGCUGAAGCUUUUCUCUCUGCAGCUGGACUGAGUACAGGAGCAUUAAUUGCAAUUCUUCUCUGUGUCAUAAUUUUGCUUGCAAUUGUAGUCCUUUUCAUUACUCUGAAGAGAAGCAAAAAAGAGCCUCUCAUUAUUUCUGAAGAAGACGUCAGAGAAAAUGUUGUUACUUACGAUGAUGAAGGAGGAGGCGAGGAAGACACAGAGGCAUUUGACAUCACGGCUUUGAGGAAUCCUGCAGCAGCUGAGGAGAUGAAAUAUCGGAGAGAUAUCAGACCAGACGUCAAACCUACCCCUAAACAUGUGCUGCCCCCAGUGCUAGACAGUCUGGAUGUUCAUGAGUUCAUAAAACAAAGACUGGUGGAGGCCGACCUUGACCCAAGUGUUCCUCCAUAUGAUUCCCUUCAGACUUAUGCCUAUGAAGGUCAAGGCUCAGAUGCUGGAUCCAUUAGUUCUCUAGACUCUGUUGCUACACAGUCAGAACAGGAUUUUAAUUUUCUUUGUGACUGGGGACCAGAAUUCAAAAAACUAGCUGAACUUUAUGGAGACAUACAAUCAGAAAGAACCACUUAGCUUUCUCUGAGAUUUCACAGAUCUUCUAGUUGCAGGAAACAUUGAAACUCUCAGAAGUGAAACAGUUGUCAUUUUAACUGUAGCAACAAGUGCCCUUUUCAUACGUUGAAACAUGGGUUCUUCAGCUGGAAGAGAAACACAUUUUGAAAAUACAGAAAAAAAGGAAACUAUUUUCCCUGGUGUAUAUUUUUUAUUGCUCAAUAAAAUCAUUACAUCCAUAUCAGUAAAGACACAUGCAGUACAGAAUGAAAAUUA